UUGGGGUUCCUCCAUUCAUUGCUGGAUGCUGUCCAUUGGAUUCUUUGAGAUGACAGUCUCCUCCAGCCCUGGGACCAACAUGGAUUCCUUGGUCCCAGUAUAUCUUUAUCUCUGUCUGACUGGAUAAUUUGAGAUGAGAGUCCUGUCCAGUCAAUUAUACUCUCCCAUGAAUAAAAUAUUAAAAACUCUCUAAUCUCUCUCCUGCCUCAGUUUCUCUGGCAUUACAUUUUGGAGGUCCCCUAAGCUAAUAGAAACUGAGAACUGGAUUAGAGAUUAGAGACCUCUCGGUCUCCACCUGGGCCUGAGGAGGCUUGGGACCUGGGUCUAUUCUUUGGGAAAAGACCUCCAGAUCCUUCGAGGGAAAGGAAGUAGUUUUUCAGCCUCAGUUGGGCCUACAGUGGACAACGAAAUCGAUUCGGCAUUUGGGGGAGUAAUCUGUCUGGGUACCUUUUGGGGUACCAUUUGGUUCUGGUUCUGGUCUGUUGCUAGCAACCUGUGGUCUCAGAAUAAAUACCGAGGGGUUUGAAAGUUCUGAGACGGGUAGUUUCUGGAAAGCUGGAAAAUAUCCUUUGGGUAUGUGUUAUAUGUUUGUUUAAUGUUGUAACUGUGUAGUCUGUGUGAUGUGUGUUCUAUGUUCUGUGUGCUUUGUCUGUUUUGUUGGUUGAAAAAAUUUUAAGAGCAACGUUGCAACUGUGCUUAGUAAAAUGGAGCUCCACAUGUGUCUGUGUGUGUCUGUGUUAAAAGAUUUUUUUUGAAUUUAAUUUUAUUUUAUAAUAACUUUAUAUUGACAGAAUCCAUGCCAGGGUAAUUUUUUACAACAUUAUCCCUUGCACUAGCUUAUGUUUCGAUUUUCCCCCUCCCUCCCUUCACCCCCUCCCCAAGAUGGCAAGCAGUCCUAUAUAUGUUAGAUAUGUUGCAAUAUAUCCUAGAUACAAUAUAUGUGUGCAGAACCGAACAGUUCUCUUGUUGCACAGGGCGAAUUGGAUUCAGAAGGUAAAAAUAACUCGGGAAGAAAAUCAAAAAUGCAAAUAGUUCAUAUUCGUUUCCUAGUGUUCUUUCUUUGGGUGUAGCUGUUUCUGUCCAUCAUUUAUCAAUUGAAACUCAGUUACGUCUCUUUGUCAAAGAAAUCCACUUCCAUCAGAAUACAUCCUCAUACAAUAUCGUUGUCAAAGUGUAUAAUGAUCUCCUGGUUCUGCUCAUUUCACUUAGCAUCAGUUCAUGUAGGUCUCUCCAAGCCUCUCUGUAUUCAUCCUGCUGGUCAUUCCUUACAGAGCAAUAAUAUUCCAUAACAUUCAUAUACCACAAUUUACCCAGCCAUUCUCCAAUUGAUGGGCAUCCAUUCAUUUUCCAGUUUUUAGCCACUAGAAACAGGGCUGCCACAAACAUUUUGGCACAUACAGGUCCCUUUCCCUUCUUUAGUAUCUCUUUGGGAUAUAAGCCCAAUAGAAACACUGCUGGAUCAAAGGGUAUGCACAUUUUGAUAACUUUUUGGGCAUAAUUCCAGAUUGCUCUCCAGAAUGGUUGGGUUCAUUCACAACUCCACCAACAAUGCAUCAGUGUCCCAGUUUUCCUGCAUCCCCUCCAACAUUCAUUAUUAUUUUUUCCUGUCAUCUUAGCCAAUCUGACAGGUGUGUAGUGGUAUCUCAGAGUUGUCUUAAUUUGCAUUUCUCUGAUCAAUAGUGAUUUGGACCACUCUUUCAUAUGAGUGGUAAUAGUUUCAAUUUCAUCCUCUGAAAAUUGUCUGUUCAUAUCCUUUGACCAUUUAUCAAUUGGAGAAUGGCUUGGUUUCUUAUAAAUUAGGGUCAGUUCUCUAUAUAUUUUGGAAAUGAGGCCUUUAUCAGAACCUUUAACUGUAAAGAUGUUUUCCCAGUUUGUUGCUUCCCUUCUAAUCUUAUUUGCAUUCGUUCUGUUUGUACAAAGGCUUUUUAAUUUGAUGUAAUCAAAAUUUUCUAUUCUGUGAUCAGUAAUGGUCUCUAGUUCAUCUAGUCACAAAUUUCUUUCUCCUCCACAAGUCUGAGAGAUAAACUAUCCUAUGUUCCUCUAAUUUAUUUAUAAUCUCGUUCUUUAUGCCUAGGUCAUGGACCCAUUUUGAUCUUAUCUUGGUAUAUGGUGUUAAGUGUGGGUCCUUGACUAAUUUCUGCCAUACUAAUUUCCAGUUAUCCCAGCAGUUUUUAUCAAAUAAUGAAUUCUUAACCCAAAAGUUAGAAUCUUUGGGUUUGUCAAACACUAGAUUGCUAUAGUUGACUAUUCUGUCUUGUGAACUUAACCUUUUUCACUGAUCAACUAAUCUAUUUCUUAGCCAAUACCAAAUGGUUUUGGUGACUGCUGCUUUAAAAUACAAUUUUAGAUCAGGUACAGCUAGACCACCUUCAUCUGUGUUAAAAGUUAACAAGCUUGUAAAAGAUAAGAAUUCAACCUUUGUGUUGCAGGCUUAGAAAAUAUCAAGAAGUUUGAAAAAUCUUUCUCUCUCCUUCUGUCUCUGGCUGACUGCAGCAGUCUUGUGGAGGAAAAGGGAGAAAAGGGAGAGAAAGGAAGCAAUAAAAAAAGAAAGAAAAAAUAGAUUGAAAGGGAUUUGAAAGUUUGGACUAGAGUAAAGAGCAAUAAAAUUCAAGCUUAUCCUGGUCUGGGCAAUAAAAAGCUUUGGAGAUAAGAUGCUAAUAGCUGUUAGAAGAAAUGUGGUGGGAAAGAAAAGAAAAAAAACUUUAAAAAACAGGUGUAUUAGUUUGAUUCAGUUUAUUACCUUCUGAAAUAUAUCGAGUUAUUUGUUGACACAAGUUAUACUUUAAAUCCAGUUCUGCUGGACAUGUGUGGGUUUUUGGAGGUUUGGGCUAUUCACUAUAGUGUGAAUCUUAUAGGUUUUUGAAGGAAAAAGUAAAGAGGAAUGCAGGUGAUUUAGGAAGGACUCAUUUGUAGGGGCAAUUAAAGGUUUGCAUGGUUUUAGGAAAGUGAAAGAAAGACUUUUGGGAGAAGGUGAAGAGGUAGGGGAGGGAGCCACCCAUCCCCACUACCUUCUACUACUUUACCAAAGGAGCAUCUGGUAGGAAAGUUCUUUAAGGACAUUGUUCAAGUAUGUAGCUAGGGAGAAGGAGAAAGUUGGAAAUGGGUGGAUUUGGGAAAAAACCUGAUGUUGGGAAACUGAUGGGCUAAAUCUUGAAAAGGAUCCCCAUGUAGGAAAUUGAGUGGGGAACCUAAGGGAAGUUUUUUUUUCUAGGGGGCAGGAGUGGGGGAAGGGGGGCCAUGUGGAAUCCUUUUCUCUCCUCACCCCCCUGAGUGUGUUCCUGCUGUUUUUUUUUUUUUUCUUAUCUGAUUAAGGCCAGUGCAGCAAACUGUGAUUUAAAGGGAUAUGCUUACUUUUAGGUUAAUUGAUUAAAUAUUUGUUUCUUUAAUACAUAAAGGUUUUCUUGGUUGAGGAAUAUGGUCAUAAAUGUGAUCCAUACUUUGGUAGGAAUAUUUCUAAAAGUUUAAUUGCUAUUUAAAAAAAAUUUCUUGAAUUCUUUUAUGUGGAAUUAGGUCUUUUGUAUAAGUUUAAAUUGAUUGUAUUAGGUCAUUCUGAGGUUAUUUAAAGGGCCUCUGAAAAUAAUAGUUUUUUCUUUGUCCUUUUGAAAAUGUUUCUGUUAUGGACAAUAUGCAAUUUGGGAUCUUUUUCUAUGUAUUGGGUAUUUUAAAAGCAAAAUGAUUUGUAUGUAUAAUGUUCAUUCAUGUAACAUCUACCUAGAUAUGAUAAUUGUUCUAAGUUGUGAACUUACUGAGACAAAAUUUCUUUCUAUUGUUACUAUAAGGUUAUGGUAACUCUUUGUUUAAGAUUUAUCAGAAAUUUGAUUAAUGAAAUCUGUUAUUGGAGGUAAAAUUUCUUGGGUUUAUAGUUAAUUAGUUAAUGCUAUUUGGGAGUUUUAAAGCUCCACCCUCUGACAGUUACUGGGACAAUUGAUAAGCAGUUAAAACUCAACUGCUUAUGUUAUGUUAUAGCUAUGUUCUUACAUUUUUCCUUCUGUAACUGAUCUCUCUAAUCAGGGCAAUGGUCAAUAGAAACUGUUAAUGCAAUUCAAUUAUGCCAUGCCUUGCUAUUUUCAGUCUGGUCAUACGUAAUUAUUGUAUCCUAAAUGCUUGGGCAACUAAGUAUUUCCCCUGGUCAUGUGUCUGUUACUGGAUAUUUGUGUUUGUUUCUUUAAGGUUUCUACAUGAUAAGAGGACAAUUAACAGGGGUCUGUAAGACUGCACCCCUUUGCCUGGCCUGUAAAGCAAACUCAUCUCUUCACAUAGGAAACAGUUUAUUUUGGCCUCCUCAUAUUUUGCAGCAGUCUGGUGAACUGAGUCUUUCGAUCUGAGACUGAUCUAAUCUUUGUGUGUUAGAUUUGUGUUUUUGGUCUAGAUUUUGAUCAAAUUACAGAUAUUGGCUUGCUUCUGGAACCUGGAUCAGCUUGGAUCAGCUUUGAUUGUCAGUCAGUGCGGUACACCUACCCUCUCUCUGCAUGGAAUGCCAUUUAUCAGCCUGGAGCAGCAGUUUUAAAUGAGACCAUGGACUGGACCCUGCAUCGAGUGUACUUUGGACUGAUAUAAGGAACUUUGGGAAUGAUUGAUGACUGACUGUUAAACCUUGCCUGGAUCAUCUCUUACUGUAUGUUUAAGAUGGGGCUGGGAUUUGUUAAAAACUCUGUGAUUAUUGCUAUUAUGUUUGAGGGAUUUUUAGGAAAUGCUACUGUACUAGUCUGUUAUGUAUAGGGAUUUUGAUUCACUCUUGGGAUUUAUGUGUGGAAUGGUCAUUUGAUAAUUCCUUUCCAUGAGAAAAAAAGGGGAGGGAGAGAUAGAACAUUGGGGAAACUGGUAUAUUUUUUUUCAAAAUACCUGAAAGAAUGGGAACCCCUAGCUCCUAUUCACUUAGCCUUAGGCAUUUCUGCCCCACCCCUCCAUCUCACUAGUUCAGAUUGAAUUUGGAUGCUUUAGCUUUAGAAUCUCUUAUUUUGUUAAAAUUGUCCUGGCAGACUCAGUUUUGGGGAUUAUUUUUUUAGAAAAGUUUUAGAAAUCAGACAUCUGUCUUGGGACUGGCAGUCUCUCUGAUCUGUUUUUCCAGUCCUGUAACCCCAGUUCAUUAAGUAUUUCAGCAUUUCAAAGGACCUUGAAGUUUGGCACGAGGCACCUAAAAAGUUUGGAGUUUGCCUGCCUUGAUGAUCUAACUGUGCAUAAUCUGCAAUCUGAUCCUUUCUGCAGCCCUGUUUCUCUGGGCGGGGACAGGUGGAGCUACUACAAGCUUCAUCCUUCCCCCAUGGAGAGGGCUGCCUCUCUGAAUGGGCCUUGGACCCUGCUGCUCUGUAAGCAGAGACUGAGUUAAGUGCAUAAAUGACCACAGACCUAACUGUCCAUCUCAAACUGGAUUCUCUGGCUGAGAUGGUGCUCCAGAACUGUAGAAGACCUGACAUGGUUGUAACAGGGAGCCUUUGUACAGCUGUUAACUCUGGGGUUAUCAGGGAGAGACUUGCUCUUGCCAAAUGAGUCCUUAAAUUUUUCUAGUUUUAUUUGUGUGGAAUGUUAUGCCACAGUUCUCUUUAACUGUCCUGACUCAGUUUCCCUGUACUAGUUUCCCUUGUCUCAGUUUUCUUAACUGUUUUGUCUCAAUCCCCUAAAUUGUAAACUCCCCCUGUGGCCCAUUAAAACUGAGGACCAUUUGCUUUAAGGUUAUAAAUUAGCAAGACAAACAAGAGAGUAGACUUCCUGACUCUUCUGUCCUCAAGAAUUUACAAUAUCCCUCUAAAAUAUUCCAAGAUACUUCACUGAUAUCUUUAUUUCUGUAUAUUCAGACAUCCUGUCUCUGGGUUUUUAGGAUUUAUGGCCUCCCCCAUCCUGACAGAAAUUUUCCGCGCUUCUUACCCCUUCCUUUGUUUAGAGAAAAGGUAUUUAAGAAGUUGGGGUUCUCCCAUUCAUCACUGGAGGCUGGCGGCUGGAUGCUGGAUGCUGUCCACUGGAUUCUUUGAGAUGACUAUCUCCUCCAGCCCUGGGACCAACAUGGAUUCUUUGGUCCCAGUAUAUCUUUAUCUCUAUCUAACUGGAUAAUUUGAGACGAGAGUCCUGUCCAGUCAAUUAUACUCUCCCAUUAAUAAAAUAUUAAAAACUCUCUAAUCUCUCGUCUGCCUCCGUUUCUCCGAUAUUAGUCUGGUUGAGAAAUAGGGCAAAGGCUCCUGGAUCCUUCAGGGACCGCCCCCUUUUGCUCCCCUUCCCUUUCUUUGUCCUUUACCCUUUCCCCUCUUUUUUUGCCCCUUUCAUUUCCCCCUACUCCCGCUUUCUCCCUCUUUCAUUUCCUCUUCCUCCUCUUUCCCCUUCCUCUCCCCAAAUCCCUCUCUCUGACAUGGAUGAUCUGGGGCUCCCACAUUCUCUCCUUCCUUCUUAUUCUUCUUCAUGUUACCCUCUCCCCAACUCCCCUCCCCCGAAAAGGUGCUUCAGCCUCACCUCCUUAGCCCUCUCCAAAAACACCAUCCUGGGUCUUUUCUUCAUCUUCCUUUCAAGUGUCACUGUCUACCCCCUCCCCAGAUGACCAGCUAUUUUCCAGGACUCCUCUGGGCUAGUUAAGGGGGAGAGACAAACAAGGCUUUAUUUUGUCCCUGGAAGUCCUGGCAGCCAAGUCUGGAGGGGAGGUAUAGAGUAGGCAUUUCAUCAAGGCAGGUUUAGUUGAUCCAAGCCCUGGAAACAGACAAACCUUCCCCCUGGGGUUUGUGUGAGCAGGGAGGACUGUGGGUUCUCCAAAGCAGAGGGAGGUUUGGGAGUUGGGAGGGGCAAAAGGCCAACCUUGUUCAUGGCUCCUUGUUCCUUCCUAGCUCAGCCUUCAGAGACCCCACAGGGCCCAUGCAGAAGAGAGCAUGGCCAUCCUGGCCCCUAUGUUCCUCACCAUUAGGCCUUCCCAGGGAUCGGUGACAUUCCAGGAUGUGGCUGUGGACUUCACCUGGGAGGAGUGGGGCCUCCUGGACCCCUCCCAGAAGGAGCUUUACUGGGACGUGAUGCUGGAGAACUACAGGAACCUGGUCUUCCUGGGUCUUGUGGAGUCCAAUGGGGACAUGAUCUCUCAGCUGGAGUCAGGGAGAGCACAUGGGAUUCCAGUGGAUAGUGUCUCAAGAGCUUGCUGGUUAGAUGGGGGCACUGGGCCUCAGACCAACAUGUCCACUCCAAUGUUAAGUGUUUCUAUGAAAGACUUAUCCCAAAUGACAUCCUUAUGGGAUGACCUUGGCACCUCUGAGAUGGGAAAAGCCUGGGAGUGUUAUGGUAGGUUCAAGAAAGAGGAAAACAACGAGGUGAAACAUUCUAAACAAGGAAAAGAAAUCCAAACAGAAGUUGAAGUCAGAGCCUCUGAAUCUUGUAAAUACAGCCAAACCUCCAGCCCAAAGUCAGUCCUCUUUCCACAACAAGGACUAUCUGUAGUAAUGGAUCUCCAUAACAGUGAGAAUCAGAGAAGGAGCUUCAUCAUGGAGUCAUGCCAAAGACAGUGCACUCCAAUCUGUUCACAGAAGAACUAUUCUGAGGGGAAGAAAUGUCAGAAAGCUUUCCAUUCUGAUUUGGACCACACUAAAACAUCUGGAAUUCAUGCUGAAGAGCAAUUUCAUGAAAUUGCUUUCCUCCUGAAAAGUGAACUUAAUUUACACCAGAGAAGUCAUAUGGGAAAAGGGGGCUCUGAAUUGACUCCAUGUGAGAAGACAUCCUGCCAGAAGGUAGAUCUGACUCAACAUUCCAGUAUUCAGAAUGAAAACAAAUCCUAUAAAUGCAGUGAAUGUGGAAAGGUCUUCUGGAAACAAGUAAAUCUUACCCAGCACUACAGAAUUCACACUGGAGAAAAACCUUUCAAAUGCAGUGACUGUGGAAAGGCCUUCCUUCAGAAGACAGCUCUCAUACGGCAUUGUAGGAUUCACACUGGAGAAAAACCUUUUAAAUGUAGUAAUUGUGGGAAAUCCUUUCCUUGCCGCACAAAGCUGUUUCGACAUCAGAGAACUCACACAGGAGAGAGACCCUAUGAGUGUAGUAAAUGUGGGAAGACAUUCCGAUCAAGCUCCAACUUGACUCAGCACCAGAAAACUCAUAUGGGAUUAAAACCUCAUCAGUGCAGUGUGUGCGGGAAGGCAUUCUCUCAGAAGUCUGAGCUUACUUACCAUGGUAGUGUUCAUACUGGAGAGAAACCAUAUGAAUGCAGUGAAUGUGGAAAAGUCUUCCGGAAGAAAGUAAAUCUUACACAGCACUACAGAAUUCACACUGGAGAGAAACCUUUCAAAUGCAGUGACUGUGGAAAGGCCUUCCGGCAGAAAGUCAAUCUUACACAACACUAUAGAAUUCACACUGGAGAAAAACCUUUUAAAUGCAGUGCUUGUGAGAAAGCCUUUCCUUACCGCACAACGCUGAUUCGACAUCAGAGAAUUCACACUGGAGAGAGACCCUAUGAAUGUAAUGAAUGUGGGAAGACAUUCCCAUCAAGCUCCAACCUGACUCAGCACCAGAGAAGUCAUCGAGGACUAAAACCUUAUCAGUGUAGCGUGUGUGGGAAGGCCUUUACCCAGAAGUCAGCUCUUACUUACCAUGGUAGUGUUCAUACUGGAGAGAAACCAUAUAAAUGCAGUGAAUGUGGCAAGAUCUUCCAGCGGAAAAAAUAUCUUACAAAGCACUAUAGAAUUCACACUGGAGAGAAACCUUUUAAAUGCAGUGACUGUGGGAAAGCCUUUUCUUGGCGCACAAACCUGACCGUACAUCAGAGAACUCACACUAGAGAGAGACCCUGUGAGUGUAGUGAAUGUGGGAAGACAUUCCAAUCAAACUCUAGCCUGACUCGGCACCAGAAAACUCAUACGGGACUAAAACCUCAUCAGUGCACUGUAUGUGGAAAGGCAUUCUCUCAGAAGUCUGCUCUUAACACUCACAGAAGUAUUCAUACUGGAGAGAAACCUUAUGAAUGCACUGAAUGUGGGAAGACCUUUCGCCUGAAAUGCGAACUCAGACAGCACUGCAACAUUCAUACUAGAGGUAAGAUUUUUUAAAAGCAAUGACGGUGGAAAAGCCUUUCUUUGGAGCACAGUGCCGAUCAUACAUCAGAGAAUUCACACUGAAGAAAGACCUUAUGUGUAUAGUGAAUGUGGGAAGUGUAUAAUUUAUGUGGGAAGGCGUUUUCUCAGAAGUCUGCUCUUACCAAUCACAGCAAUAUUCAUACUGGACAGAAACCAUAUGAUUGCAGUGAAUUUGGCAAGAUCUUCUAUCAGAAGUCAGAUCUUACACAACACUUCAGCAUUCACACUGGCAAGAAACCUUUUUAAUGCAGUGAUGGUGAGAACACCAUUUUCUCCAGCAGAAUGCUAACUUGACUUCAGAGAAUUCACACUGGAGAAAAACCCUCUGAAUGCAUUGACUGUGAGAAAGUCUUCACUUAGAAUUCAGGUCUUUCCUUACAUAAGAGAAUAUAUGCCAGAGAGAAAUCCUAGGAAUAUAAAUAAUGGGGGAAAUCAAUCCUUCUGAUCAAAGUACAUCCUCAGUACUAUAGAACUCAUGAUGGAAAAAAACCUCAUUAAUUUAAUCACUGAAAGAAAACUCUCUAGUGGGCUGAUCCAGAUCAAAAUAUAAUUUGAAACUAUUUAAGAAAAUAAAUUCACAAUAAAACAGAAAUGAUAUUAGUCUAUUGGCUGUCUAAGCCAAUAUACCGGAUGACACCAUGGUCCUUAGAAUUUUGAUAUUUUGCUUCUUCAUUUUCAUUGCUUAGAUCAUCUGGUUUUAGUUCAUCUUUGUUUGCCCAGAAGAAAGGGGUUCUUGUUGGCUGGGCCCCCAUGUUAUUAUUAAAAAGUCAUGGACUUAGAUAUUGAAGGGAUGCUAAGGAGUCCAGCCCCCCCCCCCUCAUUUUACAGAUGAGGAAACCAAGCUCAGAUAAGUUAAAAAACCUCCUCAGGCUCACACAAGGAUGACUUUUAAACUGGAGUUUAUGUUUGUGCAGAGUAUAAAAUUCAAUUAUUUGAUCCUAGAAGAAAUAGGGAGCACCAGAAUUUCAAGUAGAGGGGCAGUGGGGUGGUACAGUCAUACCUGUGCUAUAGGAAAAUCUCUUCAGUGACUUGCAGAGGAUCAAGUGGAGUGGGCAGAGAUUUGGGGCUGGAGAUUCAAAUAGGAGAUUUCAUAAAGUUCAGAUGAGUGAGCACAAGGUAGUGAAAUGAAAGGAGACCUGUGAGAAGGUCUAUGGAGGCAGAAAGGAGGAGAUUUAGCCACUGAAUGGGUAAAGGCAAAGGAAGACACUAUCAGUGGGGAGCAGAUUACUAGAAUCAAUCUGCUCCCCAUACACCCUCUCCCAGGUUCUCCCUUCCCCAUUCCUCUUCCUUCUCUUUCCUGUAAUAGUAUAGUAGCCUUGGGCAAACUACUUGAGAGACUCAGAAAGCCCAAAACACAGGCUCCUUUCAAAGGGAUGACCAGGUGCACACUGGAUCCCCAGGGAGCAGUUGUGAGGCAGCUCAGGAGGGUCCCUGGCUUCCUUUGAGGCUCAAAUCAAUGCCCCGCCCCUUCUGUAAGGAGUUUUUCACCCUCCCCUUUAAGAAGAGUGCUUCCUUCACUCCCAAUCCCCCUCACACUCCCUGUGCUUUGUUUCAUUUGUAUGUUGCUGUUUGUAGUUGUAUCCUGAUGUAUCAACCCUAUGUAGAUCCCCUAAACUUCUUCAGGGAAGCAUCUGGGUUUUACCUUUUUUAAUAUCCUCAGUGUUGAACACAGUGCCUGGCAUCCAGUAGUGUAAUGACCGCGUAUUUAAAAUCAGCCGGAGUCAGGAAUUCAGGUUAAGGGAAAAAUCUUCAAUAUUUAUUUAAGUGAAGAGGUGAAUAAAGAUUGCGAUAGCAAAUAUGGGCAGCUGCGACAGGAAGCCAGCUAAGAGAGAGAGACGCAAGCCAAGCCAACCGUGGCAAUGGCAAUCCCAAAAGUCUCUCCUCCCCUUCCUUUUCCACUCCCCUGCCUCCACCUACCAAAAUCGUCAUUUCCUAUACAACACAUCAGGACUUGCACAAAGAGUGGGUGGGGGCCAUUCUUUCUCCAAGCUUAUAUAUUAAUAGAGUAUGGUCCAAUUACUAUUUAGCCUCAUGUGCUUGGGACCUCAGUGCAUCAACUCAAGCCUCAGCCCAUUACACAGUAGACACUAAAUGAGUGCAGGUUUUCCUGAAUUAACUCAAUCCUGGGAGAAGCCUGACAGGUUGCAUCUCCUUGGAGACUGUCUCUGAGCCAGCAGUUACUUUUCACUCCCCCCUCCCCAAAUGCCCAAACCAGUGGCCUCUUCUCAGACAUCCCCUACUCUAAUCUCCCCCCUCUUCCUAAUUUCCCUAGCAAAGGCACAGUACUAGCCUCCUAAUAACCAAGGAUUUUUAAAUCUAGGAGUCAUUUUACAGAAAUGGUACUGAUACCUAAACCAGGUAGGAAGGAAACAGAGAAAGAAAAUUAUAGACCAAUAUCUCUAAUGAAUAUUGAUGCUAAAAUCUUAAGUAAAAUAUUAGCAAAAAGAUUAUAGAAAAUCAUCUCCAGGAUAAUACAUCAUGACCAAGUAGGAUUUAUACCAGGAAUGCAGAGCUGGUUCAAUAUUAGGAAAACCAUUAGCAUAAUUGACUAUAUCAGUAACCAAAUUAACAAAAACCAUAUGAUUAUCUCAAUAGAUGCAGAAAAAGCAUUUGAUAAUAUACAACACUCAUUCUUAUUAAAAACACUAGAGAGUAUAGGAAUAAAUGGACUUUUCCUUAAAAUAGUCAAUGGCAUCUAUUUAAAAUCACCAGUAAGUAUCAUACGUAAUGGGGAUAAUCUGGAACCAUUCUCAAUAAGAUCAGGAAUGAAACAAGAUUGCCCACUACCAUGAUUACUAUUCAAUAUUGUAUUGGAAAUGCUAGUUUCAGCAAUAAGAGAUUAAAGGAAUUAGAGUAGGUAAUGAAAGCAAAUUAUUACUCUUUGCAGAUGACAUGCUGGUAUACUUAGAGAUGCUCAGAUAUUCUACUAAAAAGCUAUUAGAAAUAAUCCACAACUUUAGCAAAGUUGCAGGAUACAAAACAAAUCCACAUAAAUCAUCAGCAUUUUCAUACAUUACUAAUAAAAUCCAACAGCAAGAGAUACAAAAAGAAAUUCCAUUUAAAAUAACUGUAGUAUAAAAUAUCUGCCAAGGGAAAGUCAGGAAAACUAGCAAAACUACAAAAACUACAAAACACUUUCCACACAAAUAGUCAGAUUUAACAAUUGGAAAAAUAUCAAAUGGUCUUGGAUAGGCUGAGCAAAUAUAACAAAGAUGAUGAUACUACCUAAACUAAUCCAUUUAUUUAGUGCUAUACCAAUCAGACUCCCAAGAAACAAUUUUAAUGACCUAGAAAAAAUAACAAAAUUCAUAUGGAAGAACAAAAGGUCAAGAAUUUCAAGGGAACUAAUGGGGAAAAAAUCAAAUGAAGGUGGCCUAGCUGUACCUGAUUUAAAACUAUAUUAAAAAGCAGCAGUCGCCAAAACCAUUUGGGAUUGGCUAAGAAAUAAAUUAGUUGAUCAAUGGAAUAGGUUAGGUUCACAGGACAAAAUAGUCAAUAACUAUAGCAAUCUAGUGUUUGAUAAACCCAAAGACCCCAACUUUUGGGAUAAGAAUUCACUAUUUGAUAAAAAAACUUCUGGGAAAACUGGAAAUUAGUAUGGCAGAAACUAGACAUGGACCCAUACUUAACACUGUAUAACAAGAUAAGAUCAAAAUGGGUUCAUGGUUUUGGCAUAAAGAAUGAGAUUAUAAAUAAAUUAAAAGAACAUAGGAUAGUUUACCUCUCAGACCUGUGGAAGAGGAAGGAAUUUGUGACCAAAGAAGAGCUAGAGAUCAUUAUUGAUCACAAAAUAGAAAAUUUUGAUUAUAUCAAGUUAAAAAGCUUUUGUACAAACAGAACUAAUGCAGAUACAUUUAGAAGGGAAGCAAUAAACUGGGAAAACAUUUUUACAAUUAAAGGUUUUGAUAAAGGCCUCAUUUCCAAAAUAUGUAGAGAACUGACUUUAAUUUAUAAGAAAUCAAGCCAUUCUCCAAUUGAUAAAUGGUCAAAGGAUAUGAACAGACAAUUUUCAGAUGAUGAAAUUGAAACUAUUUCCACUCAUAUGAAAAGUGUUUCAAAUCACUAUUGAUCAGAGAAAUGCAAAUUAAGACAACUCUGAGAUACCAUUACACCCCUCUCAGAUUGGCUAAGAUGACAGGAAAAGAUAAUGAUGAUUGUUGGAGGGGAUGUGGGAAAACUGGGACACUGAUGCAUUGUUGAUGGAGUUGUGAACAGAUCCAACCAUUCUGGAGAGCAUUUGGAACUGCUCAAAAAGUUAUCAAACUGUGCAUACCCUUUGAUCCAGCAGUGCUACUACUGGGCUUAUAUCCCAAAGCAAUCUUAAAAAAGGGAAAGGGACUUGUAUGUGCAAAAAUGUUUGUGGCAGCCCUUUUUGUAGAGGCUAGAAACUGGAAAUUAAGUGGAUGACCAUCAAAUAGAGAAUGGCUGAGUAAAUCGCGGUGUAUGAAAGUUAUGGAAUAUUAUUGUUCUGUAAGAAAUGAUCAGCAGAAUGAAUACAGAGAGGGUUGGAGACACUUACUUGAACUGAUGCUGAGUGCAAUUAGCAGAACCAGGAGAUCAUCAUACACUUCAACAACAAUACUGUAUAAGGAUGUAUUCUGAUGGAAGUGGAUAUCUUCGACAAAGAAGAUCUAAUUCAGUUCCAAUUGAUCAGUGAUGAACAGAACCAGCUACAUCUAGAGAAAGAACACUGGGAAAUGAAUGUGGACUGCUUGCAUCUUUUUUUCUUCCCAGUUUUAUUUUUACCUUUCUAAAUCUGGUUUUUCUUGUGCAACAAGAGAACUGUAUGAACAUGUACACAUAUAUUGUAUUGAAGAUAUACUUUAACAUGUUUAACCUGUAUGAGACUGUCUGCCAUCUAGGGGAGAGGGUGGAGGGAAUGAAGGGAAAAGUUGGAACAAAAGUGAUUGCAAGGGACAAUGUUGAAAAUUUACCCAUGCAUAUGUUCUGUCAAUAAAAAGUCAUAAUAAAAAAAAAA
Messenger RNA from Antechinus flavipes (yellow-footed antechinus), 14004 nucleotides. Its product is annotated as zinc finger protein 260-like. The transcript has 4 exons. Gene Ontology annotation, molecular function: DNA-binding transcription repressor activity, RNA polymerase II-specific; RNA polymerase II cis-regulatory region sequence-specific DNA binding. Gene Ontology annotation, cellular component: nucleus. The record is from RefSeq and is a predicted model, not a curated record. The coding region runs from base 6846 to 8999 and encodes 717 amino acids. Lineage: Eukaryota; Metazoa; Chordata; Mammalia; Dasyuromorphia; Dasyuridae. Gene Ontology annotation, biological process: negative regulation of transcription by RNA polymerase II; regulation of immune system process; regulation of cytokine production.